Molecule: messenger RNA, 756 nt
Organism: Penicillium hordei
Lineage: Eukaryota; Fungi; Ascomycota; Eurotiomycetes; Eurotiales; Aspergillaceae
Product: SDR family oxidoreductase
Exons: 5
Coding region: 1-756 (251 amino acids)
Source: RefSeq, a predicted model, not a curated record
AUGCCUACCACAAUCCUGAUCACGGGUGGAAACCGCGGGCUUGGCAAAGGACUCGUAGCUACUUACCUAGCUACCCCUGACACCACAGUGAUAGCGACGGUCCGCGACCCGUCAAAGUCUGAAUUUCUGUCUGCUCUUCCCAAGGCCUCGGGAUCAAGCCUGUUUAUCGUCAAGCUUGAGAUAGUGUCUGCAGACUCUAUAGCCACCGCUAUAGAUACGUUGAAGACACACAACCUUGAUUCUCUCGACGUUGUCAUUGCAAAUGCUGGCAUCUCUGGCCCGACCCAUAGUCUGGUUGGGGCCCCCGUCUCUGAGCUCCAAAAGUACAUUGACGUGAAUGCAUACGGCCCGUUCCAGCUAUUCAAAGCUGUGCUCCCUCUUCUACGCUCUUCCACUGCGGGAAAAAUGGCGAAAUUUGUCUUGAUCUCGAGCGCCGGCGGAAGUCUGACGGAUAUGUACAACUUCAUGCCUAUCCCUGCGUACGGAGCGAGCAAGGCCCUAGCUAAUUUUCUUUUCAAAUGGCUGGCACUGGACAAUAAGGAUAUGAUUAUUUGGGCACAGAAUCCUGGAAAUGUGGACACCGACAUGGCUCGGGAUGGUCUUGACCUCGCAAAGAGUUUAGGCUUCGAUAUGUCUUCAGUGUGCUUUACUCCUCCCGAAGAAAGUGCGCGUGCAAUAAAGAAAGUGAUUGACGGUGCGACUGCCAAGACGAAUGGGAAGUUCCUCGAUCAUGAUGGCUCUGAGUUGGCAUGGUAG